Bactrocera neohumeralis is the source of this 523-nucleotide messenger RNA. RefSeq lists its product as uncharacterized. The transcript has a single exon. NCBI's taxonomy places the organism in Eukaryota, Metazoa, Arthropoda, Insecta, Diptera, Tephritidae. The record is from RefSeq and is a predicted model, not a curated record. The annotation marks the transcript as partial.
UUAAAAAGGAAAAUUGCAGAUAAUCGAAAGGAGAUUGCAACCGCAGAUGGAGGACCAUACUACCAACGGAGUUUAACGCCUUUGGAGCAGGCCGUGGACGAGCUGCUCAGCUUGUCCACGGCAAUGAAUCCAAGCGGAGCCGCAUUUGGUAGCACUACACCUGCACCUGCAUAUUUAGAAGAAGAAAAUCUGGAAGAUGUCGAGGUGCAGCCUGAACAGGCUGGAAAUGUUAGCAUUUCGUCUAGGCAGGCACCUACAAGCAGAGUGGAGGAGCGCGAAAAUUUGCGUAUGAAGGCUUUGGAGAAACAAGCGGAAACGCAAGAAAGCAUUGUCGGUAUUAUGCAAAAUAUUAAUUCUGUGUGUAAUGAAAUUUCUAGAUACAACAGAAAAAUUUACGAAUUAAAAAAAGAAAACUUGGCACUUUAUAAAAUGAAAGAAGAAAGAAAGAAGGAAGAAUAUAAAGAAAAAAUAGGCGACAUAAAGAAAAAAUUGAAAUAAAACUAAAAGAAUUAGAAUUAAAAAA